AUGGAUGAAGAAGAGAGCCAGGUUGAGGCCGGCCAACGUCCGAUCGAGGUUGGGCCCGUCUCGCCUCCCGAGGCAGAGCCCGAGCCUGCGCCCGACUCCCAGCAUCAUGUCAACAGCGACGGCGACGUGAAGCCCCCCGGGCCGACUCCCUCCCCGUCGCACGCCCUCAAGAAAGAAAACAUCCCGUCUCUCCACCCGCCGGCCUGGGGCACCAGGGUCGAGAGCAGUUACGUCGAGGGGUCUAGCCUUGACCUCGACUCCGGCCCACACGCCGACUCCAUGACCGAGGAGGAGCACGUUCGCGCUCACCUCCAAGAUAUCGAGUCCAGUUUUGUGCCUCCGCUCUCUCCCGUGCAGGUAGCCGGGCCUGGGGGCGGCGUCGACGAUACCUACCUGUUUGACUCUACGCGAUCGCGGCCCUCGACGCGGCCACCCAGGGAGCACCCUGUUGACCAAGCAGCUGCGGAUGCGCACCAGGGCACAUCGGCACCCCCAGCUCCAGCACGCCCCUCUUCGUCAACACAUACACCUCCCGCAGAGCCAGACGAUCUGCAUCAAGACUUGUCCAGUCACGCCGAUAUCUCUGCUGCUGUCGCCGACCAUGGCCACCAGGACAUGGCGGAAAGCCGACAACUUCCCGCCUCCAACACGCCGGCGUCACAUGUCGACGCCUCCUUGGCCAUGAGUACGAAUCAAGAAGCCGGCAACACGACCGAGUCUUUGGAGACCAUGUCCUCCCCAGCUGCCGCCGCGGCCAUGCGGACGGCCUCUCGCGCCGUCUCCAUGGCUAGCAACCCUUCCAACCUCCCCGCCGAGGACUCGAAUACCAGCGAAAUGUAUCCCUCGACCUCCAGGGACAGCUCGCGAGUAGACAUCCCCGACACCGACGACUCCUUCUCGGCAAUUGCUCCGAGGUCCCACCACGAUACCUCGGACGCUGAUCUUAAGAAGACGUCCGUGGACGCCGGAAGCACUCCCGGCGCGGCUUUGCGUUACGGCACCCGCCCCAAAUAUCUCCGCAGUAGGAACGCUAGUCAACGGUCGUCUACCUCCUCCUUCCUCACCAACGAGGAUGGGACGAGCGACGUGACCGUGGGACUGGGUGCGGACUACGCCCUUCAGUCUGGCGGUGCUAUACCCUCUGGCGGUAUGCAGCGGAGUCUCAGCAACGUUCUCUCCCGUUCAAUAAGCAUGGGUAGUAUGGCAUCCGGCAUCGAGGACUUGCCGGACUCAAGCCGUGCGCUUGACCCUCUGGAGCCGCUGGAGGAGAUCGAAAGAUCACCUGACAGAUCAUCUGUGCCCAACGGCGUCGAGGACCACCUGGCUACCCCCAGAGCCAAGAAGAACACCGGCCUUCUGGCCCCGACAGACACGGUGAUCGCGAGGCACGUUCGUAACGUCGAGGUGCCCGAGUCCGUGGCCCGAGAAUACCGAACCAAGGGCGUUCUGGACACGCCAACCCAGUCCUACCGCAAGGUCUCGACCGACUUUACGCCCGCGCCGGGCACCGCUGCGAAGAACGGCAGGAAUCUGACGCUCAAGGAACAGUCGAGCACCAUUGAGCGUCUGUCCAAGGAGAAUUUUGACCUGAAGCUCAAGGUCAUGUUCCUGUCGGACCGCCUGGAUAAACUCUCCGAGGAAGGUAUUAAGGAGAUGAUCUCGGAGAAUGUCGAGCUCAAGACGUCGCUCGCCGUGAUACAGCGCGACAACAAGGUGCUCCGCCGAAGGGUUAAGGAGCUCGAGAAACGACUGCGAGAUGAGGACGACAUGAGGCCGAGCACUGCCAAGAGCGGCUACUCGUCGGAUGGACAGUCUGCUCAUCCGUACGACCCAGAUGCCCAGGAGCGGGAGGAGGAGCUACUCUACCUCCGCGAACGUGUCGAGGAGUACAUCACAGAGAUCGAGCAGCUCAGGAAUGAGAACAUGGCUAGCCAGGCUGAGAAGAGGAAGCUGGCAGAGGUUGUCAAGAACAUGGGAGACAGGGCUGGCGAGAGGCUCGGAGAUAGUAUCAACCGCCAAGAGGAGGCUGAUGUCUUCAAAGAGCUGCUCGAGCAAGAAACGGCACGUCGAGAGCAAGCUGACGAUGACAACCGCAAGCUGCGAGACGACAUCUUCCGCCUCAAGCAGGAGCUCAACGUCGCUGUAUCGGGAGGCGCCGUCAGUGGGGGCGGCACGCACCACACCACAAACAUCUACAACAUCACGCGGAAGGGCAAGCCAACUUCGCCGACGCGGUCACGGCCUGUUUCGGGCUUGUCUGGUGAAAUGGAAGCGCCCGGCUCCAUCAGUCAGUCAAGUACCCUGGUGGAAGAACUCCGGCGUGAAAGUGAACAGUUACGUCACGAGAAUGCAGAGCUCAGGAGAGAGGUCGGUGCGCAGACAUCCAUGCUCACUUCCCGCAACAGAGAGAAGGAGAGGCUCUACCAAGAGAUUGAAGACAUGAAGCUAGCCCAACGACGCGGCGGUCCUGCACCAUCGACCAUCGACAGCUUGCUUGACCGAUCGGCAUCGCGCGCCGGUGGCCAUGAGAGGUCUCAAUCCAGGGGAAGUGCACGCACGAGGCUUACUGUGGCGGCUGAGGACCCUGAACGGGAGGAGCUUGAGAAUAAGCUGGCCGAGCAGCGCGACAGGGUCAGCGAGCUGAAGCUACACAAUCAGGAGUUGCAACGCGAACUGGAAACAUGCAUGGAGGAUUUCGAGACGGCUUGUCAGGGCAAGCGAGAAGCAGAAGAGGCUGCUCUCGACCUCCAAGAGGAACUGGACAAUGCGCUGAAUGACCUGAUGGCUAUCCAAUCGGAGCGAGACGAGGCAUUGCAAGACCACUCGCACCUGGAGAGCGAAUUUGAGGUGCUGCGGAAAGAAGCUCAGGAGGAAAUCGACGCUCUAGAAGGCGAGGCUGAUCAUCGUAACGAAGAGAUUCAGCGUCUACAGAUCGAGGUGCAGGACCGGUCCGAGAACUUCAAUGCCCUUCAGGAAGAGAUGCGCAGAGUCAGUGAAGCUCUGGUUCGCCUCGAGGAUGAGCAAGAGACAAAGCACCAACGCAUCGAACAGCUUGAGUCCGAGGUGGCGGAUGCCAAUAAGGAGCUGGAAGAGCUGGAGGCAAAGCUCCUGGAAUCCAAUGACAAAGCUAAUCGCCUUGGCGUUCAGCAGGAGUCAAGCCAGGGCGAGAUCGCAUUCUUGCGUGAGGAGCAGGAGGCAGACAAAAUCCGCAUCGGUGAUCUAGAAGCUGCGAUUGCCAACGCCGAGCAGAGCCUGCGCGAUGAGCGUGAUCGUAGUAGGGAACUAGAUCAGCGGCUCCUCCAGGAGCGCCGGCAGCGCGAGAUCAUUGCCACUCGUGAGAAGGAGGAUGUCCAGCAGUUCGUCAACGAGCUCAACCGAGAGAUGACAACUGCCAAGGACGAAGCACGCCGUCUCCGAAAGAAUCUGACGAGCCGAGAAGUCGAGGCCACCGAGUGGAAGGAGAGGCUCAUGGAGCUAGAGAACAACCUGCGGGAAGCCCUUGGUGAUCUCAACGGAACUAGGUCUAGUCUACUCAAGUCCAUUGCUAAGCUGCAGCGCGAACUUGAAAAUACUGUCCGAGAGCUCGACGGCACAAAGGCCUCCAUGCUGGAGAAGGAUCGCCUUAUCAAGCAGCGUGAUGCACUACUGGAAUCCCUUGGUCUGGAUCAUCGCAAGCUAGGGGACCUGCUCGAAAAAGAGCGCCAGGCACACCGGGUCACCAAAAACUCGUACGAGACGUUUCAGCGCACACACCAGCACGUCUCCCGCACCGUUUCCAGCCAAGACGGCCGUAUUAUCGAGCUUGAGACGUCGAGAAGCCUCGACAAGAAGAAGCUGGCCCAGUUGGAGGCCACCUUCAAGGAACAGCUUACGGAACGGAACAACUUGCUUCUGUUGCUCUGGACAAAGCUUGCGGCCCUCUGUGGUUCAGACUGGACACAUGGUAAUAGCCUCAUUAAUGGAAGGGCACUGCCGAGCCUGGAAUCUGUAGCCACCAUGCUACCCGGCUUCAGCAAGAAUCUCAUGGCCGCUGUCAAGACAAUCGAGGCUCUCAUUGGAGGCUUUCAGGGUCGGAUCAAGACAGUCGAGAAGGAUCUCUGGAAAGAGUAUCAGACACUGGAAGACAACCUACACGUGCGGACCAAGAAGCUGGACCGCCUGGAGACCAUCGUCCGCAACGGUGUGACUGCCGGCGACUUCAACACGACAGCUAAGAUCUCGCAGCUUGAAGCCCAGAUUCGCUCCCUAAAGAUUGAAAACGCUACUUUAAUGAGAGCCAAUGAUGCUAAGACCAGGGCUGUCGGUAGUUACUUCGAUUGGCGCAAUGAAGGUGAAAGCAGGCAAGGAGAGGAAUACGGCAGCCCAUCUCCGAACAUACCCACUGGACCCAUCCGUAAGAAGGCCGCAGAGGGUGAGAACAACUACACCGCAGACCGGAAGAGUGGUAUGUCCAGGACCAAGACGACACACCUGGAGGCUACUACAUCUUCCUCCUCGUCUGCCAAGUCACGCGCAAAUACCAUAUCGCGCAGCGUUUCGACGCCCACACAAGAAUUGGAGAGACAAGCCACAUCUGGUGGUGAUAAUGACAACAAAUGGAUGUUCAGGUUGCGAGAGCUCGAGUCUAAACUCAAGCAGGAACGUGAGGCAAGAAAUUUAGACAGAGCUGCUGCGCGGCAGAGGAUCGCCGAGGGAGAGCGCCAGAAGGACGAGCUCGUGGCGGAGCUUGUAAGGGCCAAGAGGAAGACUGGGGAGUAG
Messenger RNA from Neoarthrinium moseri, 4758 nucleotides. RefSeq lists its product as uncharacterized. NCBI's taxonomy places the organism in Eukaryota, Fungi, Ascomycota, Sordariomycetes, Amphisphaeriales, Apiosporaceae. Gene Ontology annotation, cellular component: microtubule organizing center. The coding region runs from base 1 to 4758 and encodes 1585 amino acids. The record is from RefSeq and is a predicted model, not a curated record. The transcript has a single exon.